UCUGGUUCUUCAGCAGAGUUCCUGUCCGUGUCUGUGAUCAGGGGUUACUGAACUCAGCCAGAGAUGUCCUGCCAACAAAACCAGCAACAGUGCCAGCCACCUCCAAAGUGCCAGACCCCCAAAUGUCCUCCCAAGUGCCCCCCAAAAUGCCCUCCCCAGGCUCCCUGCCCUCCUCCAGUCUCUUCCUGCUGUGGCUCUAGCUCUGGGGGAUGCUGUGGGUCCAGCUCUGGGGGGUGCUGCAGCUCUGGCUCCGGGGGCGGCUGCUGCCUCUUUUCCCAUCACAGGAGAUCCCACAGACUCCAGCACCAGAGGUCUGACUGCUGUGACAGUGGCAGUGGGCGCAGCCAGCAGUCUGGAGGCUGCUGUGGCAGCUCUGGGGGCUGCUGCUAAUCUGGUGCCCUGACCUAAGAAGAACAGAAGAGGCUGUUGACUCUGAUCCUUUUUCUCCUCACUCCGUAGCCCCCUGCCUCUUCUCUUGGAUUUAACUGUUCAGAUGGUCUUAGGUGAUGGAGAAAAUCAAGACCUAUCACUUCAUUUUAUCUCAAACCCUGCCCCCCCCAUUAUUCAAUCCCUCUUCUUCCUCAUUUAUCCUGAGCAAUAAUAAAGCUAUUUGUUUUGUUUUU
Molecule: messenger RNA, 623 nt
Organism: Vombatus ursinus (common wombat)
Lineage: Eukaryota; Metazoa; Chordata; Mammalia; Diprotodontia; Vombatidae
Product: late cornified envelope protein 2A-like
Exons: 2
Coding region: 64-390 (108 amino acids)
Biological process (GO): epidermis development
Source: RefSeq, a predicted model, not a curated record